Maudiozyma saulgeensis is the source of this 2367-nucleotide messenger RNA. The record is from the annotation of a GenBank genome assembly. NCBI's taxonomy places the organism in Eukaryota, Fungi, Ascomycota, Saccharomycetes, Saccharomycetales, Saccharomycetaceae.
AUGAGAACAUCAAGAUAUAUUUCUUCUUCUUCAUCUGCAAGAUUAGCUACAGGUAAUAUUAAUAAUACGAGUAAUACAUAUAUAGAUAAUCCAUUAAGAUCAAAUUCUACAAUAACAUUUGAAAAAGUUAAAGUUAUACCAAGACCAAGAACACAAUCUGAACAAAGUAUAUUAAGUAGUUUAUCACUUAAAUCAUUAUUAGAUAAUAAAAUUAGUGCAAAAGGUGCAUUACAAAAUAAUAGUAAUACUAAUAUUAAUAAAGAGACUAAUAAUAAUCUAAGUUCAUCGGCAACAACUAAUAUUCCACAAGAAGCACAGAUCGGAUUUCAAGAACCAUUUACUGAUGAUAAUAGAAUCGGAAUCGAUCAAAUGAAAGCAGGAAUGCCUCCAAUUGUAGCACAUAGUCCAUUAGAUUUACCAGGAAGUCUCUUGAAAGACGUUCCAGCUGAGAUAGGAUUAACGAUUCCAUCAAUAGCAGAACACAACAAUGAUGGUAAGCAAAUUAUCACAGGAUGUAAUUCUACAGCAACUACUACGAGUAUUGGUAAGCAAAAUUCAUAUGUGGCUACUGAUGAUAAUGAUGAACAGGAAGAUACAGAAGAUAUUGAGUCCCAUAAUUUAACAACACAAGCAUUAAGAAAAUUAUCUAUGUUGAAAAUGGGAGAACAGAAUUUAUUGAACCUUACUGAGAGGGAAAAUGAUAAUAUUGAUGAAGCGCAUAUAAGUCUCCGUACUGAAGAAGAAGAAGAAGAUAAAAUACCGACGGUUAUAGAUAAUACCAUUACCUCACAAAAUGAAAAUAAUAAUAUUCCAAAUGAAUUAUCAUCUCAAUCAAAUAGACAAGAGAUCAAGAAUAAUGAUAAUGAUAAUAUUGAUGAUGACGAUGAAACUCUGAAAUUAGGAAGAUCAGGAUCUAAUUUUACUGCCACAGUAGAUAUUAGUUCUGGAGUUGCACCAACGGGGAAUAUGACAAGUGUAAAUAUGGUACCAAAAACAAUUGUAAAUACACUAACACCUUCACCUCCACAACCUCUUCCAAGUAUACGGCGGAACCCUACACCACAAGAAUCAGAUCGAUCACUACCUUUUGUCAAGGUUGCACAAACCCAAAAUGAAGAUAAUAAUAAUAACUUGAAUAAAAAAAUAAGAUCUACACAUAUUAAUAGUAAAGUCAAUGCUAUGACAUUGAAGGGUAAUAGUAUUCAAAAUGCAUCUCGACAAUAUACGAAUGUAUUACCUUCAAACCAAAAUAGUCUCAAUAAUAAUAAUAUUAAUAAUAACAGCAACAAUUCAAUGUCCAUGAUGAGACAACCACAACAAUUACCAUUUGGUACAAGUAACAAACCAAAUAUUUAUAACACAGGUGCAUUAUCAUCAACAUCUUUAACGGCAACUAUGGGUGUGGGCGUCAAUGGUAAAUCGACUAAAUCAAUUAAACAAAUUAGUAAUCCUAAAAAACCAUUAUACAUGCCCGCUGUCUUACGUAAUGUCUCUGAAACUAAUUUGACUAAUGACGAUUUUAGAGAUCCAGGAAGUAUGGACAGUAUAACUGAAGAAGAUGCUAUGACUGAAGAAGAGCAAGAUGAAGGUAGGAGUCAUAAUGACAAUGAUGAUGGUAUUUCUGGUAUUAUUGGAAAUGAUACCAUGAGUUCAAAUGGUAGUGCACGAGACUAUUUGUCUAUGUAUUCAAGAGGUGGAAACAUCAAUAGUCUUGAUCGUCAUUUAAUCAAUAACACAGACGGCCAACAACAUGGAAUAACACUGUAUCGUACACAUACAAACACUCAAUCAAGUAUUCAUUCCACAGCAAGCUCUAUAUACAGUGCAUAUCGUCAACGGUUCCAAGAUCUGGUAAAUUAUUAUCAUAAGGAUACAAAUUCUACUACUGGGAGUCGGUCGACGAACAAACAUCAUAUCAACAAACAACCUACAAGGGUACAUUGGGUACCUGACUCUGAACGUGAUACUUGUCAUGCAUGUCAUACACGAUUUAGUAUGUUAGAACGUAAACAUCAUUGCCGUCAUUGUGGAGAAAUUUUCUGUCAGAAGGAUUUGCCUGAUAUGAUCUAUUUGAAUAGUGAUGCUCAAUUUUGUCAAUUAAGACAAUUUGGUGGAGGGGUGUUGGUUAAAGUUUGUCAUGGUUGUUAUAUUGCUAAUGAUGAAUAUAUGCAAGCGAUUAAAUUGAAGAAAUUGAAAAGAAUGGAAGAACAACAAUUACAAUUACGAAAGGAACAACAAAAUGGUAAUAGUGGUGCAACAGAUGAAUAUAUGCCUAUUCGUAGACGUAAUGGACAACGUAGUGUUGAAAAUAGACGUGAAAGUGUAGCUGGAAGUGUUCCAGUAGAUUGGAAUUGGAGUAGUUUUUAA